GCAAAAGGAAGUUGGCGUCCAAGAGGAUCAUUUUAUUCGCCUCCAGCGACGAUCCACACAAGGGAAAAUUGGAUCUCCAAAAGCAUGCUAGACAAAAGUCGCAGGAUUUGAAAGACAAUGGAGUGGAAAUUGAGUUGCUGCCGAUUGGUUCUCGGGACUUCAAUGUCAACACUUUCUACGAAACAAUUGUGACCAGUGCAGAAACAGAUGCGACUGAGAAAUUGCAACAGAUGCAAGAAAGAGUGAGAAAGAGGGCCUAUAAAAGGAGACCCAAUGGACACGUGGAGCUGGAAAUUGCCCCUGAUUUGAAAAUCUCCGUUGAAGUUUACAACCUGGUUAGGUCGUUGAAUAAACCAACUGCUGUCAAGCUCUCCAAGCGCACUAAUGAAGAAGUUCUGGCCAUAACCAACACCUUUACAAAAGAAACCGGCCAGCUUCUCAUGUCUGAUGACGUGGUGAAAACGCAGGAAUAUGGUGGCAAGAAAUUCGCAUUUUCUCAAGCAGAAGCGAGAGAAAUCAAGAGUAUCCUGAAAGACCCCAUCAUCAGGAUCGUUGGGUUCACUAAGCUGGAUACUGUAGUCAAGCAAGAACCUUCAGAACCAGACCCUGCUGAUCCAGACACUGUCAUCAACAAACCCUUGAAGCAUCUGAAAUUACAACAUCACGUGGCCCCAGCAUCCUUCAUUUACCCUGACGAAAAAAACAUCAAAGGAUCGACCAAGUUAUUCAAGGCCCUGUUGAGUCGGUGUUUUGUGAGAGGUGUUGCCCCAAUUGCCUGGUUCAUGCCCAGAAGGAAUGUCAAUUUGAGACUGGUUGCACUGGUGCCUGAAACUGAUGAUGAUGAUGUUGGUGGGAACCGCUUGACACCACCUGGGUUCCACGUGGUUCCUUUGCCAUAUGCGGAUGACUUCAGGAAUGCGGAGAUUUCACCGGAAUGCGAAAUUGUCCCGAGCAACGAUGAGCAAAUCGAAGCCGCCACUGCUUUGAUUGAGAAACUAAAGACGGAAUAUUCUGACGAUCUUUUCAAGAACCCGAGUUUGCAGAAACAUUGGCGCAAUAUUGAAGCCUUGGCUCUGGAGAAAGAAGAAGCUGAUGAAUUUAUCGAUACUACUUUACCAGAUUUGAAAACCAUCAAAAAGAAAGCUGAGAAAGAAAUCGAGGCAUUCAAAAGCGUGGUGUUUCCUGUUGACUAUGAUGGUGCAAAAGCAAUCAAGAAGCCGGCUGUUGUGAAAAGAAGGUUUCCGAGUUCUGAGGAUGAAAAGCCAGCUGCUGUCAGGAAGGUCAAAAAGGAUGCCAGUGGGAUUGACAUGGACGAACAAGUCAAAAACGGAACCGUUGAAAAGCUCACAGUGGACAUUCUCAAGUCCUACCUCAGUUCCCAAGGAGUCAAGAUUUCUGGGCUCAAGAAGGCUGAUUUGGUUUCGAAGGUAUAUUCCCUGGUUGAAUGAUGCAACAUUCCGUUUAUUUCUCCAGUGUUCAACACUGAUGCUUUAUGCACUGUCGCAAUUGCCUUACGAUUUUCUGCAAUGAAAUAAAUGUUGCCCGUGUGCGUCUGAGAA
Notodromas monacha is the source of this 1559-nucleotide messenger RNA. Lineage: Eukaryota; Metazoa; Arthropoda; Ostracoda; Podocopida; Cyprididae. The record is from the annotation of a GenBank genome assembly.